AUGGAUGUUCCAGUGAAAGACUCGCACGAUUAUUUAUUCAAAAUAUUAUGCAUCGGCGAAGCAAAUGUCGGUAAAACAACGUUUCUUCAUCAGUACAUUCAUGAUAAUUUUGCAAAUUUCCGUUCAACCGUUGGAAUCGAUGUCUUCGAAAAGCACAUUACCGGUGAUAAUGACCAACGUAUUCUCUUACAACUCUGGGAUACUGCUGGACAGGAACGCUAUCGUAGUUUAACAAAAUCGUUAUUUCGUGACAAAUGGUUGACGUAUAUUGAUGCAUACACGCGAGUGGAUGAUGAAAUCUGUCCACCAGUUCUACUUGUUGGCAAUAAAAUUGAUUUAGUUACCAAUCGAAUUGUGGAUACGAUUCGUGCUCAACGAUUAGCAAAUGAACUUCGAAUCUCGUACAUUGAAACAAGUGCAGUGACUGGGACGAAUGUUCAAGAAACUUUUCGUGUGUUGAUCAAAGACAUCUUUCGAUUUAUGGAUGCGUCAAUGCAGAAAUUUUAUCCCAAAUCACCUGUUCUAAACGUACUGACUGGCCAAGACAAACGUCGAAAACGUUCUUCAGUGAAAUUACUUCACAAAUUGUCUCAAACGAAAAAACGUUCGUGCUUCUGUACAUAA
Adineta ricciae is the source of this 624-nucleotide messenger RNA. NCBI's taxonomy places the organism in Eukaryota, Metazoa, Rotifera, Eurotatoria, Adinetida, Adinetidae. The record is from the annotation of a GenBank genome assembly.